AUGUCGCCGUAUCUGAGGAAAUCAAUGCGCACCGCCGUUUUCUUUAGACAAUUUUGUACACUAACGACAAUGGCGGCAGAGGAUAUGUUUCUAUAUUGGGGAUCUGGAAGUGUCCCUUGUUGGAAAGCUAUGCUUGCCCUCGAAGAAAAAGGCUUCAGUGGAUACAAAAACAAAAUGAUCUCUUUUGAUAAAAAAGAGGAGAAAAGUCCAGAAAUACUGAAAUUAAACCCCAGAAGACAGGUUCCAACAUUUACACACGGUACAAUCGUGGUGAACGAGUCCAGCGCCAUCUGCGAAUAUCUUGAGAGUACAUUUAAAGAGAAAGGGACACAACUCAUACCUACUGAUCCGAAUGAGCGGGCACUUGUUCUUCAGAGAAUGCAUGAGGCAGCUGCUAACCUGAUGCAGAAAAUGUUGUUGGAUUUUCUGUACGAAUUUUUCGACACCAAAGAAGAGGAUAUGGACCCGAACAUCUUGGCCAAAAAGACGGAGACCCUGAAAGAGGAGCUGGACAGAUGGGAUGGCUACCUGGGACAGACAGGGGCUUUUUUAGCUGGUCCUAAUUUCACCAUGGCGGACAUCUAUUUCUUCCCCUUCAUUGGUUUUGGCGUCCGCUUGGGUCUCAGUCUGGACAAAUUUCCAAAUUUAAAGGCCUACUACGAGAGAGCAUGCGCAAGACCCAGCGUCAAGGCUACCUGGCCUCCGCACUGGAAGGAAAACAAACCCUCUAUGACACCCCUGGCUGGACGUUUUUAAGGAUAGAGUGGAGAAAAUAUCCCAGAUCAGCGAUACAUAAUGUAGUAUAACUGUAUUGUGUCGUAGGCUUCACUGGUGCUUUAUAUAUAUUUAACUAGCCAUCCGCUUUUUUUUGUGUGUGUGUUAGACAGCUACAGAAGUUCUGCGAGUAACGUAACAUGUUGAUGUGUUCGAAGUCCGUGUUCAAUUUUCAGUGUUUAUCAAUUCAAACUUAUUUAAAACAAUGUAAAAACUAAAAUAAAAGAAUAUGAAUUAUUUUCCAUUUUAUAUUGGACCGAAAA
Messenger RNA from Ostrea edulis (European flat oyster), 1037 nucleotides. RefSeq names its product glutathione S-transferase A-like. The transcript has 6 exons. The record is from RefSeq and is a predicted model, not a curated record. Bases 1 to 756 code for a protein of 251 amino acids. Lineage: Eukaryota; Metazoa; Mollusca; Bivalvia; Ostreida; Ostreidae.